UAUCACGUUUAGCUAAGUCGAGCACAAUAAUCCAACAAUUCAUCAGCAAUCUUAAGAUAGCGUUAGUUCUAUUUCUAUAAACAAAAAGAAGAAAGCAAGAUGGCAGCUAAUCGAUUGCGCGAAGCGAUGAAGAACCUGGGCCAGCAAAUGGGCAACAUGGGUGGUGGCGGCGGUGGAGGCGGAAAACGAGGUGGUGGAGGCGGAGCUCAAGCAGCGGCUGCCGCUGCGGCUCGAAGUGUGGGAGCCAUUGCCGUCGCUACUGGUCUGGGAUACGGAGCCUACAAUUCCAUCUACACAGUCCAAGGAGGUCACCGUGCCGUGGUGUUUAAUCGUAUUGUGGGAAUGAAAGAUACCGUCUAUGGCGAAGGUCUCAAUUUCAACAUUCCCUGGUUCGAGAGGCCCAUCAUCUACGACAUCCGAACACGACCCGUCAACCUGCAGACUCUCACGGGAAGUAAGGAUUUGCAAAUGGUUACCAUUGCCAUUCGUGUGCUGCACAAACCGGAUCCUAACAAGUUGGUCUGGAUCUACCGAUAUUUGGGACUCAAAUACGAUGAGAGGAUCUUGCCCAGUGUCAUGAAUGAGUGUGCCAAAGCCGUCGUGGCACGCUACAAUGCCAAUGAGUUGCUCACCAAGCGUGACCAGGUGUCUCGAGAGAUCUCGGUCGAGUUGAGAAAGCGAGCUGGAUUUUUCAACGUUUUGCUGGAGGAUGUGGCCAUUACCCAUCUCAGUUUCAGCCCAGAAUACGCCAGGGCUGUCGAAGCCAAGCAAGUUGCCCAACAGGAUGCUGAACGUGCCAAGUACGUUGUCAUUGGAGCUCAGCAAGAAAAGAAAACCAUCAUCACCAAAGCCAAGGGAGAAGCCGAGUCUGCUUCUCUCAUUGGUAAUGCUGUAAAGCGAAACCCUGGUUUCAUGAAAUUGCGUCGCAUUGAUGCCGCUAGAGACAUUGCUGAUAUUGUGGCGGGAAGUGGAAACAAGGUGUACUUGAAUGCCGAUUCUCUACUCUUGAACCUUCUUGGAGAUGCUGACGACAAAUUUGAAAGGUCGGUCCAGAGCAAAAGGCGCCUCUGGUAGAUGCUUGAGUGAGCAGUCCGCCACAGGAACUGACAUAAGGUCAGGAUGUUGAUAAUACUGGUAGUAAUGAAGGUUGCAUUGAAUGCAUGCUUUGCCUUUUGGAUAAGAAAUUAAAUUCUUCACUGUUGAUACACUCAUCGAUUUCACCUCGCUUUCCAAAACUAACGUUCAGUAAUACCUGGGCUUUGGGAUACCGCAGGGCCGUACGCUGCUGGUGCUGCAGUGGGUCUUGGAAUCAUGGAACUUGAUCCUGAUCCUGCGUUUACAGUCGUUGAUGACAGCUUGGAAGCUUUCAGAGAAUUCCAGGUACUGUACAUGCUUAAUUCGUGCACUAAG
Messenger RNA from Seminavis robusta, 1410 nucleotides. Lineage: Eukaryota; Bacillariophyta; Bacillariophyceae; Naviculales; Naviculaceae. The record is from the annotation of a GenBank genome assembly.